This is a messenger RNA of Menidia menidia (Atlantic silverside), 1215 nucleotides long. Lineage: Eukaryota; Metazoa; Chordata; Actinopteri; Atheriniformes; Atherinopsidae. The record is from the annotation of a GenBank genome assembly.
AGUGUGCAGCUCUUUGAAAUGGAUGACAUCCAAGUCGUUGAGUCCAAACCCCUGCUGGUUGACAGGGAAUUGCCUGGUCUGAGAGAGGCAGUACAGCAACUGGUUGUCAAGGAGCAUGAUGUUGAAACUCCUCAUGGAAGAAUUCACUGCACGAUGAAGGGGGCUCCCAAAGGGGACAGACCAGUCAUCCUCACUUUCCAUGACAUUGGACUAAAUCACAAAACUUGCUGGGACACGCUUUUCAGCCAUGAGGACAUGUCAGAAAUCAUGCAGCACUUUGCUGUGUGCCAUGUUGACGCCCUAGGGCAGCACGAAGGAGCUAACACCUUCUCCACCGGGUAUGAGUACCCUUCUAUGGACCAGCUGUCUGAGACUCUCCCACUGGUGCUGAAGCACUUUGGCCUGAAGAGUGUCAUCGGGAUGGGCACUGGGGCAGGGGCCUACAUCCUGACCAGAUUUGCUCUGGACUACCCAAACAUGGUGGAGGGCCUGCUGCUGAUCAACAUCAACCCAUGUGCUGAGGGAUGGAUGGACUGGGCUGCACACAAGAUCAGCGGCUGGACCCACGCCAUGCCAGACAUGAUCAUCACCCACCUCUUUGGAAAGGAGGAGAUUCACCACAACCAUGAUUUAAUUGGUACCUACCGUCACCACAUCCUGAAUGACAUGAACCAGUUUAAUCUGCAUCUCUUCGUCAAGGCCUACGAAAGUCGGAGGGAUCUGGAAAUCGAGAGGCCUAUCCCUGGACACAAUGUCAGAACCCUCAAGUGCCCUUCUCUGCUGGUGGUUGGUGACAAUUCUCCUGCUGUGGAUGCUGUGGUUGAAUGCAACACCAAGCUGGACCCAACAAAGACUACCCUCCUCAAGAUGGCCGACUGUGGUGGCAUGCCCCAGGUUGACCAGCCCGGCAAACUAACGGAGGCGUUCAAGUACUUCAUUCAGGGCAUGGGAUACAUGCCCGCUGCCAGUAUGACCCGUCUGGCCCGCUCCCGCACCGCCUCGGGCUCCAGCGUCACCUCCUUCGAGGGCAACCGCUCCCGCUCCCACACCCACGAGGGCAACCGCUCCCGGUCGCACACCAACGAGGGCAGCCGCAGCCGCAGCCACACCACCGAGAACCAGCACGCGCGCGCCCACCCCGACAGCUCGGCCGACGCCGCGGCCAACAACAAAGUCGACCAAUCGGGGCCCAAGUCCGCCGAAGUGUCCUGCUAA